GCGGAGUUUCAGGAGUCCGGUAGGUGGCAGUGAAUGUUUUCAGGUAGGGAGGGCAGGUUGUAUUUGGAGCGGGGUGGGGGGCGUGUGUUACUCUUGCACAAGCGCUCCCAUGUUGCGUAGUCUGGAAACCUGACGUGGAGAGAAGCCGAGCAGUCAUAGCGACAAAAGCGUGUGUGAGUGUGUGUGUGUGUGUCUGUGUGUGUAUGCGAGAGAGUGACAGAGUUGCGGCAGGGCAGAUCAGAAAGUGCCUGUGGCUGCUCUCUCGCCGGCUUGCGCGCUUCUCUCCGGACCAACAGAGUCGCACGAGACUGGCGACACGCUCCGAACCCGGGUCUGCCGGCCACGGGUGACCCGAGGAUCCCACUUUGACGAACAGUCUUGGGCUCCGCUGGCAGAAAAGGUGGAACUAAACUACAUUCAUUGACUUGUGAGCGAUGCACUGGCAGCAUGGCCAAGUGGUUCAAGGAGCACCUAGGAUUCAAAACUACCAAAGCACCCCCUCCGGCGCCUCCGAAACCGGACUACAGACACUGUCCCACCGGUGUGCCCGGUACGCCUGGCUACCAACAAACAAGCUCCGGCGCCACCUUCCCCAGCCCAGCUCAGCCGGACAUCCUCGCUGCUUACAAACUUCAAAAGGAGCUGGACUUCGAGGACCCGUACACUCCAGGUGGAAAUAUUUCAUUUGGCCCGAGCUUGAACACUGUUGGGUCGCCGGAUAUCAAGUACGUGUCACCAAAGCACCGACUUAUCAAGGUGGAAACAAUCGAAAAGAGCAGCCCAGCUCCGGGCGGUGGUGUCACAGUCAACCAGGCUGUUGCUGUAGGGAGUGUUAAAUCUCCUACUUCACCUCCCUCGGACCACGACAACAAGGAGAAGCUCAUUAUCCUCGAAGACUAUGCGGACCCUUUCGACGCUGAGCAGGCUGGCGGCACACAGACCACCACGGAAAAAGUGACAACUGAGAAUGAUGGUUACAUGGAGCCAUAUGAAGCCCAGAAGAUGAUGGCAGAAAUACGAUCUGGUGGCCGAGGGCCUAAGGAAGGACCUGGGAGGCAGCUGCCCCUGUACGACACGCCAUAUGAGCCAGCCGAGAAUGGUGGCGACUCGGACCCUGAGCGCUCGCGCUGCCCGAGAGAAAGCCGACUGCCCCAGGAUGAUGAGCGACCCCCCGAGGAGUAUGACCAGCCCUGGGAGUGGAAAAAGGAGAGGAUUUCCAAAGCGUUUGCAGAGAUUAAAGUGAUCAAGGACCUACCAUGGCCCCCUCCUGUUGGGCAACUCAACACCAGCCCUCCCCCGGUGGAGGAGCUGGAGUCUCCCUCCCAGACAGCUCAGCCCUCGCCAGGACAGACGAGCUGUGACCAGCACCACCAUGUCCAGUUUGAUGGCGUGGAGAAGUCUCGAAUGUCUCCUACAAAGGACGGGAAAACUCGCCCCCUGCAGCGACACUCCAGUGGCUGCCUGGUCAACACUAAAAUGACGUCACUAGACCACUGCAGCUCCUCUCUCGGGGAGCGUAUUGACCCCACCAUGCCCCUGGAAAGCCAGUUCUGGUACCAUGGAGCGAUCAGCCGAACAGACGCAGAGUCUCUGCUCAGGCUGUGUAAGGAGGCCAGCUACCUGGUGAGAAACAGUGAGACUAGCAAGAACGACUACUCCCUCUCCCUCAAGAGCAGCCAGGGCUUCAUGCACAUGAAGCUGUCGCGGACAAAAGAGAGCAAGUACAUCCUGGGCCAAAACAGCUGCCCUUUUGACAGCGUGCCUGAGAUUAUCCAUUUCUACUCCAGCCGCAAGCUGCCCAUCAAGGGUGCCGAACACAUGUCCCUGCUCUACCCUGUAGCCAUCAGGACUCUAUAGUGCAAUGGGUCACCUGCAGGCAUCGGGCCCUGCAGUACUCACUGGACCACCCUGUGGCUCCAGUCUUCCUGUCCUUCUGGACAGAGCCCUCUCAGCUCAUGGGAAGACAAACAGUUGCAUCCCAAACUGCUGAUCCUGACUCACCUCACUGGCCGACAGAAUCCAGACCUGUUUUGAAGGCCUACUGCAUAGUUUCUCAUACUUACAGACUCAAUGUUUGCAAGUCUUUGUUAUUUUAUUUUAUGUUAUUUUAUUUUAUUUUAUUUAUGACAGGCACCCACUUCAUUACAUCGCAGACUGACUAUCUGAUGAACAUAAUUUCAUUUACUCUUGAGCUGACUUCCCCCAGCACUUAACACUCAAAGAAAAAAGAAAGGUACAACAUUGUAACAUUUGUCACUGGGGUGUACCUACUAUCAUAACUUGUUGUACCGUUUUUCCUACGAGUGCACAUCAUGGCAAUUGUGUAUGAACAAGUUCGUCUGAUUUUCUUGUUUGGUUAGGCUCUACUGAUACUGUAAUUGUUUGUAAGGGGACUUGAAGAUUGUAAGAGCCGUGCCAGGGAAGCGACUUUUAUGAGGCAUGUUAAAGGAUAUUGUCCACAUGGGCCUCAUACAGUGGCCAGGAUAUUGAAUAAACUGGCCUCGUAUGAACGGUGAGUCCCCCACAUGGAGACAACAGGCCUGUGAGCUGUGCAGACUGAUCUUUCUAUCUUGUCAUAGUGCAUGCUGACUGCUAUCCAUCACUGAGUGGGUGUAUCACGCCAAUGACAGUGUAAGUACCAUAGUGGUGAGACAGGCAGGAGAGCAUGAUGGAUGGGUCAUCCCAUCUGACACAGUACAAUUGGCUGAGGCUAGAGACCAGAGCCUGUCCAAAUGGACCGAAUUACCCCCACUACCCCUGCUUAGAAUGGCUUUGCAUCGGGAGAAUGAAAUAUGCCUGCAUUGUCUACCUCAGAAAAUCAAUUUCAUUCGCCCAUCUGCAGAUCAAUAGGUACAAUGGGAUUGCAGACAUCGAUCUGCCCUCCCUUCGACAUUCCCAAUUCCCUUAAAAUUGCAUUAUUGGUUUUAGGAAUAUGUUUUUUAAUACAGUUAAUCCAAGUUUUUUUUUUAGGAAAACAUUUUCAUAAAAAAAAAAAAAGAAGAACAGAUUUUCCAGAUCAGCAAUUGUAUGUAUAGUCACUAAUAUGAUACUGUGUGAUGUCAGUAACAAAUGUUUGGUUAAUGCCUUAUAAUGCAUGGAUCAAAUCAGUCCGCGAGAUCAGAUGAUUUCCAAUUCUGCUUUUAACGAUUGUUCUGUGACUGUAAUUUAUUCUGGGGUAAUUAUUACUGAUGUGUUACUCCUUUGUGAUGGCCCGGCGCCCCCCCCCCCUCGCCCUCACUGUCCUGUGCCGAUGUGAUCGUGUUUUUGGGACUACUCCAGCCUCUUUUACUGUGGUGCUUUGCAUUUUUUCGUUGCUUCAAGUUCUGCUAAAUGCACGUUGGCCUCAGUGGCCUGACUCUGGGACACGAGUCAAGGCAUCUCCUGACCAACGGGAUUGUCAAGCCUCACAUGAGAGAUGAUGGCAUAUUCUCCUUGGACCAAUCACAGCGCAGCCUGUUUGAACCUGAUAAACACCUACCUUCAACCUGUCAUAUUUCCGCUUAGCAGUAAAAUCUAUCAUCUACCCUUUACUUACCAGAUGUGCAUACAUGUGUGAAUGUGCGUGAGUGUGCAGGUGUCCCAACGUGUUCACGUGCACGCGGAUGUGUAUGCAAAUGGGAACGUGUGCACAGACUUUCUGAGUCCCAGUGUGUUUUUAACCCUACUGGUACAAACUGCUGACAGUUAUUGCUUGAAUAUAUUUGGUUGUCAGCGCCUUUUUUUUUUUUUCUCCCUUAAACUAGAAUUCAGCCCAAGGACUCACUAAUUUUAUUUUUCGUCUUGAAUUCACUCAUCAACCACAUUUGAUUUUAGCAACUCAUGGGAAUGAAAUGUCUGCCUUGUGGCCUGCUCUCUGCAGUUUAUUGUAACAGAUCCAAUAAAAUUUGAGCCUGCAGCAUACAAUAUUGCUGACCAGUCACAGUAAGAGGGCACUGAUUUGAGUGUAUAAUGAGAGUGCCUAAUGCUUGUAUGGUCAAACUGUGGGUUCAGAGAAAACCUUUGUCAGUCUUAUGAGUUGCAAAAUUCAAAUGGUUGGUGGUUUAAUGAACAAAUCCAAGUAAAAUUUGAAAUUUUGGUGGCUUUGUCCAAGCUGAAAAAGACUGACGCUAGGAAUUAGAAGCUGACUUUAGCGAACAUGACCACUGUAUAUACAAAGUCAAAUCAAUUUUGGCUUUGACUAUAUCUCCGCUGUGCGCUAUGCAACUUUAAACUGCAGUCAUUGAAGGGAAGAUGAUUGGAGUGUGUGCCUCCACCAAAUGUUAACAUGUGAUGGUACAAAAUGUCCACAGGGAAGUAUAAUAUAAUCAGCAGGAUGACCUGAUUAGUAAAAGUGGCUUGCAGAAAGUGGGAUGUAUAGAGUCGUUUAUUUUGUCAGUGCAGUAAGUGAGACAUGGCUGUCAUCAGAUGAGUACAGUAUGUCACAUGAGGGUGUCUGUUUGUGUGAUGAGGCAACCUCUACAGCUUUAGUAGGGAAUAGUAUGUUGUUGCAGUGGACCUAUGUUUUUCCUUGAAAGAAGAUAUCCUAAGAAGAAAUGCAAAAUUUAAAAUAAACUAUAAGUGUGUUGUAUCUUUUAUGUUUCUAAAUGUUCCCUGUUUAAGAGAUCAAACAGUAGAGGCUCUUUAUUUAGUUACUGCUGCUCAUGAGUAUUUCUCUACUGUAGGAAAGAGCCUGAGUAUGAUGGCCACACUGCCUAGAGAGAGAGAGGCCUUAGCUUUGAGAGAGAAAGGGAAAACGGGGAGAUGGAGGGAAGGGGAGGAAUAAGGGAGAGCCAGAGCGGAGGGUGUGAGGACAGGGGUUAGGGAUUUGCUGCAAUCAGCAGACACACUCUUUAAAUUCGUAUAUUUCUAUUACGAGAACCUGAAAGAGCCCUUCUCCUCCCUUAGAAGUGUCUUAAAGUGAGUGUGUGUACACACAAAUGUGCAUGCAUGAAACAGUGUUUGUGUGGGUGUGUGUGAGUGUAUUUGUGUACUGGUGUAAGCAGCCAUCAGCCACUGACUUGCCCUGUGUGUAUUUUGUGUAUCACUUUACUGUGGUAAAGUGGCAUGUAUGAGUUUCCUUUGUGUACAUUUUCGUGCCACGUAUGUAUGCACUACUAUAACAUAUCUCUGUACAGUCCCUCAUGGCCAAAUGUAUAUACUGAAUGUAUUGUAUGGGGACAUAGAGGCAUCAAGGUUCAAAAUAAAUAAAAUUGGGUUUAUGAGUUAAAUGCGAUCUGA
This is a messenger RNA of Seriola aureovittata, 5217 nucleotides long. RefSeq names its product SH2 domain-containing adapter protein F-like. NCBI's taxonomy places the organism in Eukaryota, Metazoa, Chordata, Actinopteri, Carangiformes, Carangidae. The coding region runs from base 448 to 1857 and encodes 469 amino acids. Gene Ontology annotation, molecular function: phosphotyrosine residue binding. The transcript has 7 exons. The record is from RefSeq and is a predicted model, not a curated record.